AUGAAAGAAAAGAGCCAGCUUACACGCCUUGCAGUUGUGCUGCCAGACAAGUGCAAGCCCAAACUGUGCCAGCUAGAGUGCAAGAAGGCAUGCCCGGUCAACCGCCAGGGAAAGCCCUGCAUAACUGUGGACAAAACCACAAAAACAGCAGAAAUAUCAGAAAUACUGUGCAUAGGGUGCAGUGCAUGCCAGAAAAAGUGUCCAUUUGAUGCAAUCCGAAUAAUAAAUCUGCCAACCAGCCUAUCAAAAGACGUAGUGCACAGGUACUCGCCAAACGGGUUCAAGCUGCACCGGCUGCCUGUUCCAAGGCCGAACAAAGUGCUGGGCCUGAUCGGCACGAACGGAAUUGGAAAAAGCACUGCGCUGGGCAUACUGUCUGGGGACACGACUCCAAACAUGAACGACUUUGCAGCAAAGCCCGACUGGAACAAGCUCCUGGUGCGGUACAGAGGCUCUGAGCUGCACAAGUACUUUACCAGGCUGCUGAGCGAGGAGAUGAAAAUAUCGUACAAGACGCAGUACGUGGACAAAAUACCGCGGAGUCUGGGCGACGAAACAGUCGGAGAAGUUCUCCCAAAUGUGGACGAAAACACAGGCCGGCUGUACAAAGAGCUGGAGCUGCUGAAGCUUUCGGAAAGAAGGGUGAAGGACCUGAGCGGGGGAGAGCUGCAGCGGUUUGCAAUUGCGCAGGCCAUGGCGAGAGACGCCGACGUGUACAUUUUUGACGAGCCGUCCUCGUACCUUGACGUUCGGCAGCGAAUAAAGGUGGCAACGCUGAUAAAGAGCCUUUGCGCAGACAGAAAGUACGUUAUUGUGGUUGAGCACGACCUGUCUGUGCUGGACUUGAUGAGCGACUACGGCUGUGUCCUGUACGGGUCUCCGGGGGCGUACGGGGUGAUAUCGCAGCCGUUUGUCAUCCGCGAGGCCAUAAACAUCUUUUUGAACGGAGUUCUGCCAACAGAAAACAUGCGGUUUAGAAAGGAGGGGCUGAGCUUCAGAAUAGCAGAAAGUGCUGGAGGCGCGGAAACUGUGUGCGAGGGGAGCCUGGGGCUGGUCAACUACCCCGCCAUGAGCAAGUCGUGGGGAAGCGGAUUUGAGCUGCGGGCAGAGGCCGGCGCGUUCACAACGCCCGAAAUCAUUGUCCUUCUCGGAGAGAACGGGAUGGGAAAGACCACGUUCAUAAAAAUGCUUUCUGGCGAGGUGAAGCCAGACAACGGAAAGGAGGCCCCGAAGUUGACCAUAAGCAUAAAGCCCCAGAAGCUGUCCCCGAAGUACGAGGACACGGUUCGCAGCCUGUUUUUGAUCAAGGCAAAGCAUGCUCUUGUGGACUCUCUGUUUACGGUGGAGGUGAUGAACCCGCUGGAAAUCAAGAACCUCUUUGACAAGAAGGUGAAAGAGCUAAGCGGGGGAGAGCUGCAGAGAGUAGCCAUUGCCCUGUGUCUGUCCAAGCCUGCAGACCUCUACCUGAUCGACGAGCCCUCAGCGUACCUCGACUCCGACCAAAGAAUCAUCGUUUCAAAGGUGCUUAAAAGAUUCAUAACCAGCCAGAAGAGGUCGGCCUUUGUGGUUGAGCACGACAUGAUUAUGGCAACAUACGUGGCAGACCGCAUGAUGGUGUUUGAGGGCCAGCCUGGAGUGAAGUGCACAGUGAGCGCGCCAGGCGGCGUGGUGGACGGCAUGAACAAGUUCCUGAAGUCCCUUGACGUCACCUUUAGAAGAGACGCAGAGAACUUCAGGCCCCGAAUAAACAUGCCAAACUCUGCAAAGGACCGAGAGCAGAGGGAAAGCGGAAACUACUUUUUCAACAGCGAAUAG
Nematocida major is the source of this 1815-nucleotide messenger RNA. Its product is annotated as ATP-binding cassette, sub-family E, member 1. The record is from RefSeq and is a predicted model, not a curated record. The coding region runs from base 1 to 1815 and encodes 604 amino acids. The transcript has a single exon. Gene Ontology annotation, biological process: translational initiation; translational termination; ribosomal subunit export from nucleus. Gene Ontology annotation, molecular function: ribosomal small subunit binding; iron ion binding; ATP binding. NCBI's taxonomy places the organism in Eukaryota, Fungi, Microsporidia.